Molecule: messenger RNA, 421 nt
Organism: Astrephomene gubernaculifera
Lineage: Eukaryota; Viridiplantae; Chlorophyta; Chlorophyceae; Chlamydomonadales; Astrephomenaceae
Source: the annotation of a GenBank genome assembly
GCGGUGGGCGGCUGCUUCCCGCUGGUGUUCAGCCUGCUGGGGGACCUCUUCCCGCCCGCCAGCAGGGCGGCGGUCAGCGCGGGGGUGCAGGUGGCCACGGGGGCGGGGCUGGCGGCGGGGCAGGCCCUGUCCGGCUGGCUGGGCCCCGCCACCAACUGGCGGCUGCCCUUCGUGGUGCUGGCGGUGCCCUCGCUGGGGGCGGCGGGGCUGAUGCUGGCCACCACUCGGGAGCCACCCCGGGGGGCGGCGGAGGAGGUGUUGAGGGGGGAGCACUACUCCUCCGAAUGCGGCGGGGCGACCAACACCAGCCCCUACACUGCCCCUUCCUCCUCCACCUCCCCCUCCUCCCCGCCCCGCUACACCGCCUCCUCCGCCUCCUCGCGCGCCAAGCUGGCCCGGCUGCUUCGGCGCCCCUCCAACG